Messenger RNA from Drosophila eugracilis, 2435 nucleotides. It is a transcript of the gene Pax, whose product is annotated as leupaxin. The record is from RefSeq and is a predicted model, not a curated record. Bases 250 to 1863 code for a protein of 537 amino acids. Gene Ontology annotation, molecular function: muscle alpha-actinin binding; actin binding. NCBI's taxonomy places the organism in Eukaryota, Metazoa, Arthropoda, Insecta, Diptera, Drosophilidae. The transcript has 9 exons. Gene Ontology annotation, biological process: muscle structure development; actin cytoskeleton organization. Gene Ontology annotation, cellular component: Z disc; adherens junction; stress fiber.
AAUCAAUCAAGUGCUUGGUGGAAAACUAAAGCGUGGAAAAAGUUGAUUAAAUAUUAUUGGAACUGUGUUAGUGAUAUUGCGGCAGGUUGAAGCGUGGGAAAUUGUUUACUACGAGUUGCAACAAUAUCAAACGAAACCUAAAGAUUUUCAGUAUAAAAAAAUGUCACUAAGCUGUUCCUAGACUAAUCAGUAACAUUUCAAUCAAUGAUCAGUGAUCGAAAAUACAAAAACAAGUGAAUCUCUUAAAUCAUGGAUAGAACAAUGUACGGAAAGAUCGAUCCGGGAGCCCGGCAACCUUAUCGCACUGUUCGGAGUAAGGGUAUUCUACCAGGCUAUGCCCUUUUAGCCGAUCUGCAGAACAGUGUGCCGGGUCAACCGCAGCAGCCCCAGCCCCAAUAUGGUACUGUCCAGCCCAAGCAUCAACCCUUGCAACAUCAACAACAACAGCAACAGUUUGUAGACAACACGCCUGGUUAUGGAAGUCUCAGGGGCAAAGCCCAGCCCCAGGUGUAUCAAGAGCACUACAGCGUAGAGACACGUUCCCCAACGGGAGGACAGGACUACAAUGGCUCCUCGACGGUGCCGAGUUACGUUAACCAGGGAUCUCUGCCACGACAGGCGGCGGCAGGAAACACUGGACUCUCAGAGCUAGACUCCUUGUUGCAGGAUCUGCAGAGUGCUCGUUACAAUGGGGUGGACAAGAAGGAUAUCGAUAUUCCGGUGAACUACAGCACUCCAGUCUCGAAAUAUAAUACGAUUAAUAGCUAUGCCACCGUGGAGGAGCGUCCCACAAUGGACAGCCUGCUGAAUGAACUGGACAAUGCUCAUAUCUAUGCUGUGCCCAAUGGAUCUGCACACAAAUCACCGACGCCGGGACGUCAUGUCACCAUCACCGUUCGUGAAACGAAGACGGAGAAGCUGUCGGGACCCGAUGGACCAGUUGGCACUGUGGAGGAACAGAUUGUUCAGCAGAAGGAUUCCUAUACGCCCAACCAUGCUGUUCCGGGCCAACAGGUCCAUCAGGCUUAUACAUCGCAGGCCACCAAGGAACUAGAUGACUUGAUGGCAUCUUUAUCCGACUUCAAGGUUAGCAACGGAACAAACGGCAUCGGAAACGGAAGUCAUUCGCAACAGCAUUCGUCGACGGUGCAACAUCAGACGGUAACCGACUACGCCAGACCGAACAAGGGUAGCCAACAGGCCCAUCUCACCCAGACGAUCGAGGAGACGACCAUCGUCGAGGACAGUCGCGAGGAUCAGUUGGAUUCUAUGCUAGGAAAUUUACAAGCGAAUAUGAGUCGCCAAGGAGUUAAUACCGUACAGAAGGGCUGCUGCAAUGCCUGCGAGAAGCCCAUUGUUGGCCAGGUGAUCACCGCCCUGGGCAAGACAUGGCAUCCAGAGCACUUCACUUGCAAUCACUGCAGCCAGGAGUUGGGUACCCGCAAUUUCUUCGAACGCGAUGGCUUCCCCUACUGCGAACCGGAUUACCAUAAUCUGUUUAGCCCACGUUGCGCCUACUGUAACGGUGCCAUUCUGGACAAGUGCGUAACGGCGCUGGACAAGACCUGGCACACAGAGCACUUCUUCUGCGCCCAAUGUGGCCAGCAGUUCGGCGAGGAGGGAUUCCAUGAGCGCGAUGGCAAGCCCUACUGUCGCAACGAUUACUUCGAGAUGUUUGCCCCGAAGUGCAAUGGCUGCAACAGGGCCAUCAUGGAGAACUACAUCUCGGCGUUGAACUCGCAGUGGCAUCCGGACUGCUUCGUCUGCAGGGAUUGCAAGAAGGCCGUUCGCGGCAAGUCCUUCUACGCCAUGGAGGGCAAGCCCGUAUGUCCACAGUGCGUGGGCGUCGAUGAGGAGGAGUAGAAGAGAUCCAAAAACAACAACAACAACAACAGCAGCAAACUUGUUGCUGAAGUUCAGCAGCCAAAACGAAAAUAGAACCCGGUGGCAGCGGCUUCAGAUACAUUUUUGUAUCUAGCUGCGUGCCACUUUUUUUUUAUUAUCAGCGUCAUGAAGAUUUCGGGCGGCCAAAACAGCUGCCCGCCGUCCGUCUCGGGCUAUUUUCGUUGCGGGUCUAGGAGCAACACAAAAGCAACAUAUACACAGCAGCAACACGCACAGCAGCAACAUCGGCAGUGGCAACAGCAAUUUAACCCCCUUAUUACCCCCUUUUUUUCGCUCGCCCAGCUGGCCCGCUCCUCCCGAAGGGGCAGGUGCCGCUGGGGACAAUGAGUCUCGCGAGUCCCCGAAAACCAGCCCUCUAUGAUGGUCUUUUUGCCCCCCUUUUGCCCCUGAACUCCCACGACUUGUUGAACACUUUUCUAUGCAAUUUUUGUAGGCUUAAGUUAAUAGGUACUUUUUAAAUUUGAAAUCAUUUAUGAAAAUGACCAACAAUAUUGUAAUUUGUUUUUGUAAAUAAAAUUUUAAUAAUUAAA